Tricharina praecox is the source of this 2113-nucleotide messenger RNA. RefSeq names its product Alpha/Beta hydrolase protein. Gene Ontology annotation, biological process: lipid metabolic process. Bases 123 to 1937 code for a protein of 604 amino acids. The transcript is spliced from 2 exons. Lineage: Eukaryota; Fungi; Ascomycota; Pezizomycetes; Pezizales; Pyronemataceae. The record is from RefSeq and is a predicted model, not a curated record.
CACCGCGAAUUCCCUUUACCAAGAGUUCGAAUAGAGCAGUUGGCGGAAUCCAUGAUCAAUAUGAAGGCUCCAAAUGUACUCCCCAUCGCUUCUCACUCACGCAUCACACAGCAGCAGCAGCAAUGGCCGGGCGAGAAACAGAACGAGACAUUGAGGCCGAUUUGGGGACCGAACACCUCCCCGGCGACUCCGGCGCAGCCUUCAAAGCUCUGUCCGUAACGCACCACGACACCGUCAUCGAGACCGCGGACGGCCACCGUCUCCCCGGCGUCCCCCUCUCCGAGGCGAAAAAACUCAACGCGCUCAGAAGCAAUGUUGCUUCUCCCGCCCCUUCCUGUUCCUCAGAGGACAAGAAAGCGGAGGAGGGUGGGAACACAACAAUCGAGAUGGCGCCCGCAUUCACGGAUCCGCUGUUCCCUCCCGUGCCGGUUUACGGUCCGGCGACGCCGCUCAGGAGGCUGCAGUGCGCGGUGUUCAGGGUCACCAGUGGGAUACUCAGCCUGUCGUUUCUGGGGGUGGUGGUGAUGGGCGCGAUCGCGGAGUCGCUGCCGGAGUUUCUGCUGAGGAGGUGGAAGCGCGUUACUCUGGAGGAUCCGGAUCAAGGAAGGUUGUUCAGAGAUAUCGAGAUGGAGAGAAAAUUGGAGAGGGAAAGGAAUGGGCAGCCCGAUGAGCUCAAGUGCGAUAUUGCGUAUUACGCCCAGCGAGUCGGCCUCGAUGCCGAGCUGUUGACGGUCGAGACGGAGGAUGGUUUUUUGCUGGAUCUGUGGCAUGUUUUUGAUCCGCAGAAUCUGCCUUAUUAUCCUCCCGAGGUUCAGGAUGGCGAGAAGAACGAGGAUGAGGAUGAAGCCAAAGAACAUACAAGGACUCGACUACCAAGGGAGACGGGGAAGCGGCCCAACGGAAAGUCAGGUGGCACUCGGUACCCAGUGUUGCUCAUCCAUGGGCUACUGCAGAGUGCUGGCGCUUACUGCGUCAACGACGAAGACUCGCUCGCGUUUCAUCUCGUCCGCAGUGGCUACGACGUAUUCCUAGGCAACAACCGUUGCGGCUUCAAUCCCAGACACACAGUGCUCCACUACAGCGAUCCGCGCAUGUGGGCUUGGAACAUCCGACAAAUGGGCAUUCUCGACCUGCCAGCCUUCAUUUUCCCGAUCCUCUCGCUUACGGGAUACCCCAAGGUUGCGCUCGUCGCGCACAGUCAAGGCACCACGCAGACCUUCGUCGCCCUCGCAAAACAGCAGCGGCCCGACCUCGGCGAAAAAAUCAGCGUUUUCUGCGCCCUCGCGCCGGCAGUUUACGCCGGUCCGCUGAUCAACAAGUUCUACUUCAAAUUCAUGAAGCUGAUCCCGCCGUCCGCGUUCCGGAUCGUCUUCGGAAUCCACGCAUUCAUCCCGUUCAUGCUCCUGAUGCAUAGAAUCGUCCCCGCAAAGUUCUAUGGGGAGCUGGGGUACCGCGUUUUUUGGUUCUUGUUUGGAUGGAGUGAUUUGAGGUGGGAUCGUGGGCUGCGUGCUAGGUUCUUUCAGUUCGCGCCGGUGUAUGUCAGUGCGGAGGCGAUGAGAUGGUGGCUGGGGAGAGAGUGUUUUGCGAAGCACAGGUGCAUCCUAAGCACGCACUCUGCGGGGGAGUUGGAAACGCGGGGAAGCGAUGGUGAGAAGGAGUUGGCGGAGAGUCCCGAGAGGGGUGGCGGCGCAUGGUUCGAUAAUCGCUUUCCGAAGCUGGCGCUGUGGGUUACCGGAGCAGAUGAUUUGGUUGACGGCAGGAAACUGGUGAGGAGAUUCGAGGAGGGGAGGGAGCCGGAAGUCGAUCUCGUGUGGAAGAGUGUACUCGAAGAGUAUGAGCACCUCGAUGUCAUCUGGGCCAUCGAUGCGAAGAAGAGGGUGUUUGACGAGGUCGUAGAUGUCAUCGGAACGUGUAAAGAGGAGGAGGAGAGGAAGUAGGGGAUUUACUAUGUCCAUGGGUGGCGUCGGCGUUGAGGGUUGGCCAGUACAUACACACACAUAAUACCCUUUCCUUCUGUUUGUUUUGGUCAUGUAAAUAGCUCGCACAUUAUUUUUCCAUUCGGUCAACUGCCACGUAACUAGAAUUUUUGAAGUAAUCCUGCUAUUAAUUCUCA